Onthophagus taurus is the source of this 455-nucleotide messenger RNA. It is a transcript of the gene Roc2, whose product is annotated as Regulator of cullins 2. The record is from RefSeq and is a predicted model, not a curated record. Lineage: Eukaryota; Metazoa; Arthropoda; Insecta; Coleoptera; Scarabaeidae. Gene Ontology annotation, molecular function: zinc ion binding.
AAAGUUUUGACAGAUGCAAAUAAUUGUUGUGAUUUGAAUGUGAUGUACCAAGAAAAGGAAACAAUGGAUAAAAUUGAUGGAGAAGGGCAGAAAUCUGAAAAGAUGUUUACGUUAAAGAAAUGGAAUGCUGUCGCGAUGUGGAGUUGGGAUGUGGAGUGCGAUACUUGUGCUAUUUGUCGCGUACAAGUAAUGGAUGCUUGUCUCCGAUGCCAAGCCGAGAGCAAGAAGGACUACUCCGGAAAACAAGACUGCGUCGUGGUUUGGGGUGAAUGUAACCACUCAUUCCACAAUUGCUGUAUGUCCCUUUGGGUGAAACAAAACAACAGAUGUCCGUUGUGUCAACAAGAAUGGUCUAUACAGAGAAUGGGAAUUUAAUAAGUGCGAGCGAAAUAACAUAUUGAUGUUUUCACGAUUCUCAAAUUAAUUAAUUUGAUAAAUACAAUUAAUAAAAAAUA